GGCGGCGGCGGCGGCGGGGGACGAUGCGCGAGUACAAAGUGGUGGUGCUGGGCUCGGGCGGGGUGGGCAAAUCCGCCCUCACCGUGCAGUUUGUGACCGGCACCUUCAUCGAGAAAUACGACCCCACCAUCGAGGACUUCUACCGCAAGGAGAUUGAGGUGGACUCGUCCCCGUCCGUGCUGGAGAUCCUGGACACAGCGGGCACGGAGCAGUUCGCCUCCAUGCGGGACCUGUACAUCAAGAACGGCCAGGGCUUCAUCUUGGUCUACAGCUUGGUCAACCAGCAGAGCUUCCAGGACAUCAAGCCCAUGCGGGACCAGAUCAUCCGAGUCAAGCGAUAUGAGAAGGUACCAGUAAUCUUGGUUGGGAACAAAGUGGACCUGGAAAGUGAGAGAGAAGUAUCUUCAAAUGAGGGAAGAGCCUUGGCUGAAGAAUGGGGUUGUCCCUUUAUGGAGACGUCUGCUAAAAGUAAAACAAUGGUGGAUGAGCUCUUUGCAGAAAUUGUUAGACAAAUGAACUAUGCCGCUCAGCCAGACAAAGAUGAUCCAUGCUGUUCUGCGUGUAACAUACAAUAGCAUUUAAAAGUGGACAUGUCCUGGACACAAUUUACUCAACUUUUGUAGGUGGUAAAAUCCUGUCUGCUUUACUGCCCAAUUUGCAAGGAUGUGUGGAAUGAAUCUACAGUGAAGUUACAUACUUAUUCAGAGCUAAGCAGUGAUUGUCAAUCAGUGUCUCUGAAUAUAUUUGGGUUCAGUAACUGUAUUUUUCACUACUGUCCUCAGUCUCCCUUAUGCACCUGCAACUCGAAGGCAUAGCCAGUUAAUCUACAGGGUGAUCUCAUUUGAAAGAUAUGUUGGCAUUGUCCCAGACAGCAGCAACUAUUACAUAAAUUGGAAAUAUUCUUGAGGGAGAAAUGAGAAGACCUGCAAUGAUCAUUCACAAUUAAAAUAUUUGUUCUGUUUUGGUU
Molecule: messenger RNA, 967 nt
Organism: Vombatus ursinus (common wombat)
Lineage: Eukaryota; Metazoa; Chordata; Mammalia; Diprotodontia; Vombatidae
Gene: RAP2A
Product: RAP2A, member of RAS oncogene family
Exons: 2
Coding region: 24-575 (183 amino acids)
Biological process (GO): negative regulation of cell migration; Rap protein signal transduction
Cellular component (GO): plasma membrane
Molecular function (GO): GTP binding; GDP binding; GTPase activity
Source: RefSeq, a predicted model, not a curated record